Messenger RNA from Dissoconium aciculare CBS 342.82, 373 nucleotides. RefSeq lists its product as uncharacterized. The coding region runs from base 10 to 261 and encodes 83 amino acids. NCBI's taxonomy places the organism in Eukaryota, Fungi, Ascomycota, Dothideomycetes, Mycosphaerellales, Dissoconiaceae. The record is from RefSeq and is a predicted model, not a curated record. The transcript has a single exon.
CUAUAUUGCAUGGCCCCCAGCGUUGCCAUGACGAACCGCGGCGGUAGCUUGGGUGACUACCGAGCUGGAAUGAUCAGGAUCGAAGAUCAUUGCUUCAUUGGGGCCGACGUCACAAUUUUGCCAUACCGCACCAUCGGGCGAGGCUCCGUGGUUGCGGCCGGCUCAAUUGUCACAAGAGUAAGUUGUCCUCGUCGACAUUCCCCUCGAGCCCUGUCACACGCACAUGCACGUGCAUGGCAACCCAAGAAAACCAAGAACUGACAUUGCUUUGCUAGGACGUUCCGCCUAAUACCGUCGUCGCCGGCAACCCAGCGAAGCGCGUUCGCGAACUUAUCCCUGGCUCAAACGAUGACCGCAGCACACGCCGUGACAU